Molecule: messenger RNA, 2484 nt
Organism: Monosiga brevicollis MX1
Lineage: Eukaryota; Choanoflagellata; Craspedida; Salpingoecidae
Exons: 12
Coding region: 1-2484 (827 amino acids)
Biological process (GO): glycogen catabolic process
Cellular component (GO): cytoplasm
Molecular function (GO): pyridoxal phosphate binding; glycogen phosphorylase activity
Source: RefSeq, a predicted model, not a curated record
AUGAGUGCCAUCCGCGACCUCUUCAAUCGCCAUCUGCACUGCACCCUCGCCAAGGACGUCAGUGUGGCUACCGAGCGGGACUACUAUCUCUCCCUUAGCUACACCGUUCGUGACCAUGUCAUGUCGUCAUGGCACAAAACCCACCGCGAGUACUACGCCAAGGACCCCAAGCGUAUCUACUACCUCAGCCUUGAGUUUUACGUCGGUCGCAGCCUCACCAACAUGAUGAUCAACCUGGGCAUUCAUGGCCUUUGUGCUCGCUCCCUCUACAACAUGGGCCUGCGCAUGGAGGAGCUCGAGGACGUCGAAGUCGAUGCUGGCCUCGGCAACGGUGGUCUCGGCCGCCUGGCCGCCUGCUUCCUUGACUCGAUGGCGACGCUGGCGCUGCCUGGCUACGGCUAUGGCUUGCGCUACGAGUACGGCAUCUUUGAGCAAGCCAUUCGCGACGGUUUCCAGGAGGAGCUGCCCGAUGACUGGCUCAAAUUUGGUAACCCUUGGGAAGUUCCCCGUCCCGAGUACAUCCUCCCUGUACAAUUCUAUGGCGAUGUCAAGUGGCUUGAUGAUGGCAGCUUCAACUGGGAAGAUGGACAGAUCGUCCUCGCUGUACCAUACGACACACCCGUUCCGGGCUACCGCAACAACACCGUCAACACCAUGCGUCUCUGGAGUGCGCGUUCCCCCAACAGCUUUGACCUUAGCUACUUCAACCACGGCAAUUACAUCAAGGCUGUCCUGGAUCGCAACCUGGCCGAGCGCAUCAGCAUGUGUCUGUACCCCAACGACAACUUUUUUGAAGGCAAGGAGCUCCGCCUCAAGCAGGAAUACUUUCUGGUUUCUGCAACUCUUCAAGACAUCAUUCGUCGCUACAAGCACUUCCGCACCGGCAUGAAGGAUCGCGAGUCUCUGGAGCGCACCAACUUUGAUCUGCUACCCAUGAAGGUGGCUGUUCAGCUCAACGAUACACAUCCCUCGCUGGCCAUUCCCGAACUGAUGCGCAUUCUUGUGGACCAAGAGGGCCUCGAGUGGGACCAGGCAUGGGAAAUCUGCACCUCAACCUUUUCCUACACAAAUCACACCAUCUUGCCUGAGGCUCUGGAGCGCUGGCCCGUGACUCUGCUUGAGCGCGUUCUCCCCCGCCAUUUGAUGAUCAUCUACGAGAUCAACCGCCGUCACUUGGACCACGUCACGACCCUGUUUCCGGGUGAUCUUGACCGGUGCUCGCGUAUGUCGCUCGUUGAAGAGCUUGGCGAAAAGUCGGUCAACAUGGCCCACCUCAGCAUUGUGGGCAGCCAUACCGUCAACGGCGUGGCAGAGAUCCACUCCAACAUCCUCAAGGAGAGCACCUUCCGUGACUUUUACGAGAUGUGGCCCCAAAAGUUUCAAAACAAGACUAACGGCAUUACGCCUCGUCGCUGGUUGCUCCAGUGCAACAUGCCCCUUGCGAACCUCAUUACCGAGUACAUUGGUGAGGGGUGGAUCACUGACCUCGAUCAGCUCACCAAGCUCACUCAGUUCCUGGACGACGAUGUCUUUGUCCAACGCUUCAUGCAAGCCAAGAUGAGCAACAAACGCAAGGUUGCCAAGAUGCUGCGCAAGGACUACGGCAUCGAGGUCAACCCCAACUCGAUGUACGACAUUCAUGUGAAACGCAUUCAUGAGUACAAGCGACAACUGAUGAACCUGUUUCACGUCAUCACGCUCUACAACCGCAUCAAGGCCAAUCCGCGUGGCCAAUUCACGCCUCGCACCGUGAUCAUUGGCGGCAAGGCUGCUCCCGGCUAUUACAUGGCAAAGAUGAUUAUCAAGCUGAUCACCUCGGUUGCCGACGUCGUCAACACUGAUCCCGACAUCUGUGGCCGCCUCAAGGUCAUUUUCCUUGUCAACUACCGAGUCUCGCUGGCUGAAAAGAUCAUUCCUGCCUGCGAUCUCAGCCAGCAGGUCUCUUUGGCCGGCACUGAAGCCUCAGGUACCGGCAACAUGAAGUUCCAGAUUAACGGCGCCCUGACUAUUGGGACGCUUGAUGGCGCCAACGUUGAGAUCGCCGAGCGCGUUGGUGAGGACAACAUUUACAUCUUUGGCAUGAAGGUGGAUGAAGUUGAUGAACUCAAGGCCAAGGGAUACGACCCCGUUUCUUUCUACGAGGAGAACCCCGAACUCAAGAAAGUCAUCGACAUGAUCCGUGAUGGCUACUUCUCUCCUGAUUGCAAAGACCGCUUCCACAAUCUCAUCGACACCAUCACGGUGCACGGCGACCGCUUUUGCGUGCUGGCCGAUUAUGCCGACUACAUUAAAGUGCAAGAACAGGUCUCAGAAGACUACCUUGAUCAAAAGAACUGGGCCCGACGCUGCAUCAUCAAUGUUGCCAACGGCGGAUUCUUUUCCAGUGAUCGCACCAUCAAGCAGUACGCAGACGAAAUUUGGAACGCAAAGCCUGUGCCCAUUCGUGAUGAAGAUGAGGCCGGUGCUUCGGACGUCUCAGCUUGA